UGGAGGACAGCAGAGUGGGGAGCACAGACACAUUAUCCUCUCAGGCUUUACUUAAGCUAUCUGCUGCAUCUUUUCAUAUUUCUGAUCCCGCAGCACUAAAAUGACCUUGACCCAGGAGCCUAUUCUGUCUUUUUUACUGGAACACGGAGGCAAAGUGAGGACCUCUGAGCUGCUGAACAACUUCAGGAGUCACAUCAGCUGCAGAGAUCCCGCGGAAAAGCAGCACAAUAGGGACCUUUUUAAGAAGUUGCUGAACAGCGUCGCUGUGGUCAAACAGAUAGACGAGGUGAAGUUCGUGGUUGUGAAGAGAAUGUACCAGGACUUCGUAAAAGAUUUGACGCACGAUCACAUUCCCAAGUGCAUCAGCUAAAAACUAUCAGCUUGGGAAGCAAAGUUUCUUCAAGAUCCGUGCCGGCUCUGAAUUUGGCAGCUUGCAAGAAGGAUGCGGCGAACAUGCGGACACACGCGGAGAGACACGCCAAACAUGUUUUUCUCAACUGUAGUUGUAAUAACAAUACUGCCUGAAGCAUGUCCACUUCCACUGAGAUUUUCUCAUCUGAUCUCGAACUCAUUUGGACCUUGCAUUGGUUCCUUAAUGUGGCUGUGUAAAGACUGUGGUGCUGAGGCGUCUAAAAGAUCAGAAAUUCUUAAACAUUGCAGAUUAAGUCGUCAUCAUUUGGGGCGUGGCCAUUGUAUUAAUUGCGUGUAUCCAAACUGUCCAUGCAUUUUUAAGACUUGGAAUUCACUUUUGACACACUUAUCCAGGAAUCAUUGUAAUGCUUUAAAGUGCUCUGACAAAUUUACUUUGUCCUGUCAGUUAUGUGGUUUUAGUGAACUUGGAACAGAGCGUGAUUGUUUUGCACAUAUAACCCAGCAUUUGAAAAACUAUGAGACAGUUACUUGUAUGUUCAAAGGCUGUUAUUACAAAUCCAACAUUUACAGUACAUUCAAGUCACACAGAAGUCGUAAGCACAGCUUACAGUCGGUGGCAGAUUUUAAAGACGAAGUAGUCAAAGAAAGUGUUGCAGCUGAAACAGCAGAGCCUGAUGUUCAAGACAAUGAGGAAUUCAGCGAUAGCAGUCAGUCUGAUGAUAUAAGUACAACACAGGAUCAGAAAGAUAUAGUAGAACAAAAACUUGCAGCUGUGUUAUUAAAACUUGGAAAUAUUUUUCAUGUGCCCAGUGCUGCAUUUGAUGAAUUGCUGGAAGAACUGCAGUAUUUGUUGAGCACAGCGUGUUUUCAUAGUACAACAAAUUUAAUACAAGACACACUGAAUAGUUAUAGUCUGGAACCACUAGCUCAUGAGUGGUUGGUGCAAUGUGCAGCUGGACUCUGGGGACAUGUAUAAGGCCUGCUGCUGAGGGACACAAGCUUGGCCCAGAAGAAAGACUUCAUGUCAGGCUUCACUGCUCUGCACUGGACUGCCAAGGAUGGAAACAGCCAGAUGAUGCAUGAGAUCCUGGACUUCUGCAAGAAAAGAGGCACAUGUGUGAACAUCAACAGCAAAGCACAUGGAGGAUAGGUGAUUCCCCUAAUGAUGCACAACUUCACCCUAAUCAUGUAUUUAGAAGUUCCAUCUAAUGACGUGUGGAUUUAAAAUCAUAGUUUCAGCAAUAAAUGUAAAAUCUGUUGGGUUGCA
Molecule: messenger RNA, 1639 nt
Organism: Amphiprion ocellaris (clown anemonefish)
Lineage: Eukaryota; Metazoa; Chordata; Actinopteri; Pomacentridae
Exons: 3
Coding region: 443-1348 (301 amino acids)
Source: RefSeq, a predicted model, not a curated record